UUUUGUUUUCUCUUUAUUCCAGAAGCCUCCUCAGCUUUCCGAGGAUGAUAUCCGGCUGAAAAAGGAGAGAGACAACUGUUGUGCCAACCUCCCGGAGCCUGCCACCAGCUCUCUUCUCCCAGAUCACAAAAACAUGGAAAUUGAGGUGUCUGUUGCAGAAUGUAAAAGUGUUCCUGGAAUCACCUCCACCCCACAUUCCGUGGACCACCCCUCCCCUUUCUAUUCGCCCCCUCUUAAUGGCCUCCUCACUGAUCACCACGAGUCCCUGGAUAACGAUGUGGCCAGAGAGAUCCGGUAUCUAGACGAGGUGCUGGAAGCCAACUGCUGUGAUUCUGUUGUGGAUGGAACUUACAACGGAACAUCGUCCCCGGAGCCUGGCGCAGCGAUCCCGGUGGGCAGCCUGAGCCCCCCUGCCCACGCAGCCCUCCAGCCAGAACCCGCUGGGAGAGCAGCCGGCAGGCAGGCGCCUCCCCACACUGAGCUCAGUGAAAGCAACUCUGACCCCAUGGCAGACGGGGAAAGAGCAAACGGCCACCCCCCUGGCCAGCCCCGAGAUAGGCUGGGGGACGGGCUGCAGGCUCCCAUGAGCCCCAGCUCCUCAGCCAGCUCCUGGUGCUCAUCCCGAGACGGGGAGCUCACGCUCACCACGCUGAAGAAGGAGGCCAAGUUCGAGCUGCGCGCCUUCCACGAGGACAAGAAGCCGUCCAAGCUCUUCGAGGAGGACGAGUGCGAGAAGGAGCAGUACCGUGUCCGGAAAGUGAGGCCCUCAGAAGAGAUGCUGGAGCUGGAGAAGGAGAGGAGGGAGCUCAUCCGCAGCCAGGCGGUGAAGAAGAAUCCUGGCAUCGCCGCGAAGUGGUGGAAUCCCCCCCAGGAGAAGACCCUCGAGGAGCAGCUGGAUGAGGAACAUCUGGAGUCCCACAAAAAGUACAAGGAGCGUAAGGAGAGAAGGGCACAGCAGGAACAGCUGCUGCUGCAGCAGCAGUUGCAACAGCAGCAGCAGCAGCGGCCCCCACCGCAGCCCUGCGCAGCCCCUGCGUCCUCCUAUGAACGUCCAAGCGUGACUGACAAGGCGAAGGAGGACAUCGUCACAGAGCAGAUAGAUUUCUCUGCUGCCCGCAAACAGUUCCAGCAGAUGGAGACUUCCAGGCAAACAGUGGCCAAGGGCCAGAGUACACCCAGGCUGUUCUCCAUCAAGCCUUUCUACAGGCCUCUGGGGUCGAUUAACUCCGACAAGCCACUGACUGUCUCGAGACCAGCUUCUGUCGGGGGACCUCCAGAAGACAGUAACGCAUCAGCAGCCAAGGCCCCCUGUGCCCUUGAGAGCCAGUCGGGGGGAGGAGGCCAGGGCGGCACAGCCCCCCAGGGGAAGGAAGGGCCCUACAGUGAGCCAUCUAAACGGGGGCCCUUAUCUAAACUGUGGGCAGAGGACGGAGAGUUUACAAGCGCCCGGGCGGUCCUCACCGUGGUCAAGGAUGAUGACCAUGGGAUCUUGGAUCAGUUUUCAAGAUCAGUCAAUGUCUCCUUGACCCAAGAGGAGCUCGACUCUGGUUUGGAUGAGUUGUCAGUGAGGUCCCAAGAUACCACGGUCCUGGAGACCCUGUCCAAUGAUUUCAGCAUGGACAACAUCAGUGACAGUGGUGCCUCCAAUGAGACACCCAAUGCCCUCCAGGAAAACUCACUGGCUGAUUUUUCUCUGCCCCAAACGCCACAAACUGACAACCCCUCAGAGGGCCGAGGAGAAGGUGUCUCCAAGUCGUUCAGUGAUCAUGGUUUCUAUUCCCCUUCAUCCACCCUGGGAGACUCUCUGUCGGCUGAUGACCCGUUGGAAUAUCAGGCUGGUCUGCUGGUGCAGAAUGCCAUUCAACAAGCCAUAGCCGAGCAGGUGGACAAAGCUGUGUCCAAAACCAACAAGGAUGGAGGGGUACCGCAGGGACCUGAAGCAACUCUAGAGGAAGCUGAAAUUGGGGCUUCCAGCUCAGAGAAGCCCCAGAGCAUGUUUGAGCCACCCCAGGUAUCCUCUCCUGUUCAAGAGAAAAGGGAUGUCAUACCAAAGAUUCUGCCCGCUGAAGACAGGGCGCUCAGGGAAAAGGGGCCCUCCCAGCCGCUGCCAGCCGUGCAGCCCAGUGGCCCAAUAAACAUGGAGGAGACCAGGCCUGAAGGGGGCUAUUUCAGCAAGUACUCGGAGGCUGCCGAGCUGAGAAGCACAGCCUCCCUCCUGGCCACUCAAGAAUCCGACGUGAUGGUUGGGCCCUUCAAACUGAGGUCCAGGAAGCAGCGGACUUUGUCCAUGAUCGAAGAAGAGAUCCGAGCAGCUCAGGAAAGGGAAGAGGAGCUGAAGAGGCAGAGGCAGGUCCUGCAGAGCACACCGAGCCCCAGGACGAAGAACGCCCCAGCACUGCCCUCCAGAACUCCAAGCUACAAAACCGCCCCAGGGAAAAUAGAGAAAGUCAAACCUCCUCCAUCCCCUACCACUGAAGGCCCAAGCUUGCAGCCUGACUUAGCCCCCGAAGAGGCUGCCGGAACCCAGCGGCCCAAGAAUCUGAUGCAGACCCUCAUGGAAGACUAUGAGACACACAAAUCUAAAAGGCGCGAGAGAAUGGAUGAUAGUAGUGUCCUUGAGGCCACACGGGUUAAUCGAAGAAAGAGUGCAUUGGCCUUGCGCUGGGAAGCAGGGAUCUAUGCCAACCAGGAGGAAGAAGACAAUGAAUAAACUUCCUUCGACCCAGGAAGCUUCUUUGGUGCUUGGGAUACCAAGAAACCAAGAAAAUAACAACUCAAAGCAUUUUAAUGGACUAUUUAUUAAAGUGCAAACAAACUCAGCAAUCCUUAUGUAGACCAGAAGCUGCAAUACACAAUGAUGAAAAAAUGAAAUGAAAUGAAAAGGAAGUCCACUCUUCAGAUGCUGACACCCAGGAGUCAAAAGAGAAAGGAUUUUUUUAUGUGACUCAAAGAAUCUCAAUGUCUGGAUUUGGACCAAUCCACAAUUGAUCCAAAAGGACAAAGACUUGACAAGCAAAUCAGCAUAGCUGCUGCUGGCAGAAACAAGACCAGCCUCUUUGGGUGAUGAGGAAGAACAGUGCGGGUAGGGCCAUUUAGGGAGCUACAGGGCCCAGGCUGGCGCAGUCUACUUGGCACAGGAUGUCUCUCUGCACCAGUUUCCCACCCAUCACUCAUAGCAUCAGAGGUGUUGUAUUAAUUCCAUUUUCUCCAGCAGCCAUAAAAUGAAUGGUGUUUCUCUCCAUAUUUGCCGAGAAGAGGCAGUUAUGAUUCCAUUUCUCUUACAUUUAGUUUUUUUUUAAUUAAUUGGGAACAACUCAUGAUCUCAAUCCAUACAAUCCUUAUUUUUAAGACAAUAUGUCUUCAUGUUGCAAACACAAUCUCUUCUACAUUAGGAGGCUGAGAAAGGGGGAGAAAACCAAAUGGAUAAUUUUAGCUUUAGGAUCGUGUCUGCUUAUAAUAUAUUGAUUGAUCUGCAGUUUAUGAGAACGCAUUUUCACCAUUAUGUUUCUUCAUAUGAAAACUAUAUUUAGUGGGCAACAACUAUUUUUAUGAUGGGAUGGGGGAAUAUAUACAUGUAUAAAAUCUGUACACAUUGAACAACUUGGUUCAAGAUGGUAGGGGUAUUUUUAGAGUGGCAAUAAUUGACAAAAAGGGCAAACUCUGCCUUAGAGAGGUGGAUGACAUGAAAUAAAAAGGUGUUUAUAACUAUUUUCUAAUAUACAGUGGGCCUUAGAGGUAGGAAGAAGAAUGAUGGAUUGUUUUAGAUCAAUCAGAAAGGAAACAUGAGAGAAAUGUCAUGAAGUUGAGAGAGAAAAAGGGAGGGAGGGAGAAAGAGUGGGAAGAAAAUGAGGAGGGAAGAGAUAUUAUUUUUGCUGAGCAACCAGUGUUUUUUCAGGAUGAUACAAAGAAAAAUAUAGAAUAGAAAUUUAAGUGCAGGCUUGGAAUCAACUACAAAUCCUAAAGAUGGGGUGUGUGUGUGUGUGUGUGUGUGUGUACCUUUGUGUGUUUGUGUAAGGUGUGUGUGUGUGUGCGUGUGUAUAUUAAAAUUCCAGAAUGAUCAUGGCACUUGGGUGUACAGUUAAUUCCUCCAAAGCUGCUUGCCAGCUUCAGGAGUGAGUGAGAAUUUCUUUUUUAUGAAAAGGGAUAUAAAGGCACCGAGCUGAUGCAGUAUUUGUAAUAUUAAAUUGACCUGACAUGGUAUUUGCAUGAGUCACGAUUGCGAGGUUUUGAGCAAGUUUUGUAAUUUGACAUUUAGGAAAGUAUCCUAUUUAUUCUCAUGCUUUGUAUUCAUGCUUAGUAUAUGAUAGAGGAUGCCAGCUUUAAUCUUUGUCAUUCAAAGCAAUAUGAUAAGGGUAUUCAAUAAUCGGGUGCCCUAAAUUUCUGGAUGAGAAAAUUUUCAGUUCUGGCCAUUAGAAAAAAACCCAACUAACCAGCCUUCUUUUUUUUCUUCUUUGUUUUAAAACUGUGGGUUUUUUUUUUUUAAAAAAGCAAUAAUUAAGUCAGACCUCACUGAAAUUCAUUUUUGUUUUUCUAUUGUCAUGUCAUAAGCUCUAACAAGUAGUAGUUCCACAAAAUUUGUAUAUAGACGUUACGCACAUUACCUUUGCUUCUUUUAUUAGACUAGUGUUGACUUUGGGGUGGGGAGAGUUUAUUCACAGGCAAGUAGUUGACAUGAAGUAAAAAAUGGAAUUGUCUAAUAACAAGGAUGCUUUAAAACUGCCAAGGGAACCUGUAAUUUGAAGGCAAAUUCUACAGAUGGUAGCCGAAAUAGCACAUGGGAAGUUGGCACCAUCUUUAUAUGGUUCAUUCUCCUGAAUAUUCUGAAUGAAUUUUCAACAAAAUGUGCUAGCCUUUGGGGAUGCAAAACCAAUAAGAUCCCUGCUGCAAAGCAUUUAUUUUUAUGGUGGGGGAGUCUGGCAUGGAGACAGCCAUUCCCAGGAAAGUGAGAUCUGGGUAGAAGUCCCGACAGGUGCAAUGGGAGUACCCGGGAGAGAGGACCAUCUUUGCCUAAGCGUUUCCAGCCGGAGGUCCCUGAUGAUGAUGAUGAUGCUGAUGCCUGGGCUGAAGACCCAGCGAUGAGGAGGCGUUCCCAAGGCAGACACAGGGACAGGAACAGAGGAGCCAGCUGCAUCCUGUGGCCUCAGGCACCGUGGCAGCUAGGAUGGCUGGAGAGUAGAAUAGUUCUGUGGGUCACACAAAGAAAUAAAACAUGCUUCAUGUUUUCUGGACUGACUGGUGGAUCCUGUAGGGCUUCCAGGCGUGACCUAGACUAACUCCCCCAUUUUCCACGAGAGGAAACCAUCCUUAUGACUUACCUUAAAGUUUUUUGUUCUAUUUGGAAGGAAACCAUGUACCUACAUGAAACCGACAUUUGAGAAGAGAAUUUGCAGCUGAAAGGAAAGCUUAGGAGGCCUUAAAAUUCACGGAAUUGCUUUAAAAGCAGACAAAGGGGUCUUUGACCACAGUUGAUUGAACCAGAAGCACUAAUUGCUUAAGGAAUAACAGAGUUACAGAGCUGGGGGCCUUUCGGCCCCACUCUAUGUGCAGAGAAGGAAACAAAUGUAGUUUCUGUGACUCCCGAGGUCACCAAGCUGUUUUCACUGUGGCCCCUACGUCCCCAACAUCUGCUAGUUCCCCUGCGCCGCCUUCCGGAUGACUGCUGUCUGUUUUCUCGCUCUACUCACUGAGAAUCCUGUUCUUAUCCUAUUAAAAUGUAAAUUACAGUUCCCUCAGGAGAGCCAGAUUUUCUCUGUGCUCUUGAGUUUUUAAUUCAUUCAGGAAACAUUGAACAAGCCCCUGCUUUGUACAUAGCACCGUGCUGGGCUCUGGGAUCCCAGAUGAACCCCUUUAACUUUCUGAAGAUGGAACCAACCCCUGGAGGAAAGUCACUCCUGCCUAAUCCCUGGAGAGUGAGAGGCUUAUGAAAAACUUAGCCUCUGAUGCUCGGCCCUACCCCCAAAUAGCACACAAGCUUGUUUAAUCUCAACUGUAACAAAUGUUUAGAUUCUGUAGACCUUAAAAGCCUUCCGGAGAGUAUUCCGUUCUGCAGUGUUUAUAGACGUUCACUUUCCUCCAGAGCUGAUUGCUGACAUACCUUGGCUUUCUCAUCCAGAAAUUAUGGAAACAGGGUCUGUCAGUGGCAGGAGGCCGGGCUGUGUUCUACUUGGAUGACACAAUGCAAUUUACUUUCCUCUUUACUCCCGUGCAUGCUGCCCACCCCAGGCAAAGUCACAUAAGCAGUAUAUAGAUCAGUGUCCACAUAUAUAUACACACACACAUAUAUAUAUAUAAACGUAACAAGGAACACGAUGAUAGUGUUGACUUUUGUCUCUGAAGACAAAUAAGUAAACGUUUUUCCAACUAAAGAAUGGAUUUAAUUAAGCUAUGUAUUGAAAAAAAAAUAGCCUAAGUGUUAGAGAUGGUGAAUAUAUCCAGUUUUAGUUAUAAAACCAAUUUCCUGAAUUUUAAGCAUUCAGUGAGCUGCCAAUUUUGAUUUUGUGUUGCUCUUUACCCAAAUGAAUUUUUAUUUCUUUUUCUGUUUUGGGGGAGGGAGGAGGGGGAAAAAGCAGCAAUACUGUGUUUGGAAGUUAUACUCUGUAUCUGGCUUUCCUGUGUAUGUUAACCACUUCAAUGUUAUUAUCCUGCUUUGGUUUUAUAGUGAUUGUGAGGCAUUCGAUGCAAGUAUACAAUUAUUUUCUCAUUAAAACCCAGUGUGUGUUGUGUUUUCAUAAA
Messenger RNA from Propithecus coquereli (Coquerel's sifaka), 6732 nucleotides. It is a transcript of the gene AKAP2, whose product is annotated as A kinase (PRKA) anchor protein 2. The record is from RefSeq and is a predicted model, not a curated record. Bases 134 to 2710 code for a protein of 858 amino acids. NCBI's taxonomy places the organism in Eukaryota, Metazoa, Chordata, Mammalia, Primates, Indriidae. The transcript is spliced from 3 exons.